Molecule: messenger RNA, 1110 nt
Organism: Penicillium pulvis
Lineage: Eukaryota; Fungi; Ascomycota; Eurotiomycetes; Eurotiales; Aspergillaceae
Product: homoserine acetyltransferase family protein
Exons: 6
Coding region: 1-1110 (369 amino acids)
Biological process (GO): biosynthetic process
Molecular function (GO): acyltransferase activity, transferring groups other than amino-acyl groups
Source: RefSeq, a predicted model, not a curated record
AUGUCACAGGAGGAUUAUGAGACCUACAAGCUUGGCGACUGGGAGCUUCAAAGCGGGGAGAAGAUCGUUGAUGCUCAUAUCGCGUUCAAAACAUUUGGAGAUCCAAACUUACCAGCUAUCUUGUACCCAAGCUGGUUCUCUGGCUCACUUUCCGAUAAUUUCUGGCUGAUCGGAGAAGACAAGUCGUUGAACCCAGAGAAGUUCUUCAUCAUCGUCACUGGCCUUUUUGGAAAUGGGCAAUCUUCAUCGCCGUCUAAUCAGCCUACGCCAGGCCCAUUCCCGAAGGUUUCGUUUUAUGAUAACGUACGGGCACAGCAUGAGCUGGUUACGAAAUACUUUGAGAUUACACACCUGCGCGCUGUAGUUGGGUGGUCCAUGGGAGCUGGGCAAACAUUUCAGUGGGCAACUCAGUACCCCGACUUUAUGGAUCUCGCAAUCCCAUUCUGUGGAUCGGCAAAGACUUCUUUGCACAACCAAGUCUUCCUUGAAGGCGUAAAAAGCGCCCUUCUUGCAGUGAAGAAUAUCCCUUCAGCGGGCGCUGGAGAGAUUGGCGUGCGAAAAGAUCCUUUUGAGCUUCGGACUUGGACUGCGGAGGAGAGAGAGAUCGGUCUGAAGGCAAUGGGCAGAGUCUAUGCUGGAUGGGGAUUUAGCCAAGCCUUUUAUCGACAGAAAUUGUAUGAGAGUGUUCUAGGGUUCAAAGGACUCGAAGACUUUAUGCAGAAUUUCUGGGAAAAGUGGGCUUGUUCGAAAGACCCAGAAAAUCUGCUAGUCAUGAUCCAGACCUGGCAGAAUGGCGAUGUUUCCAAACAAGAGCCAUACAAUGGAGACUUUGAGAAAGCAAUGGCGUCGAUCAAGGCAAAGACUCUUGUUCUGCCAUCCAAGACCGAUCUUUACUUCCCACCAGAGGACUCGGAGUAUGAAGUUGCAUGCAUGGCGCCAGGGGUUGGAAAACUGGACGUUUUCCCCUCUAUUUGGGGACAUUGGGCAGGCGGCCCUGGUGAUAGUAAAGAGGACGUAGAAUGGCUGGACAUGCAGCUUAAACAGUUAUUUGCAGAGAAUGAGCCGCGUGGCAUUGCAGGCUUAGUGGAGAUGGUCAAGAAUGUGCUAUAA